Messenger RNA from Spirodela intermedia, 3770 nucleotides. The record is from the annotation of a GenBank genome assembly. NCBI's taxonomy places the organism in Eukaryota, Viridiplantae, Streptophyta, Magnoliopsida, Alismatales, Araceae.
AUGUCCGUGAAAUCGGAUCAUUCAUUUCGAGAUAGGACGCAUGAAUUUUUCUCUAUAGCCGAGAGGCUGAAGAAGUCGUUCCCUCCGCCCAAUACAUCGAACAACAGUGAAACGAAAUUAGAUGGAUCUCGAUCUGCCGUCUCCAUUCAGUCAGAGUUCAACAAAAGAGCUUCGAGAAUUGGACUUGCAAUUCACCAGACUUCUCAGAAGCUUUCAAAGCUUGCCAUGCGUAAGUCAAUGUUAGACGAUCAUCGUCACUUACGUUUUGAAUUAUUUUUUGUGUAUAGAUUCUACUCUUCUUUGAUUAUCAGUCAGUUUCCUCGUCGUAAGAAUAUUUUCCUCAAUUAUUAUAAGGUGUUCGUUGUCACCAUAACAGAAAGAGAAAUGAAGGGCUUAAACUCCCGCGAGAAUGAUAGAACAUUCGAGGUGUAUGUUUCUCAAAAAUUACAAUGGUGAUAAUCACUUUGUUCCAUGUAACUAACCUGGCAUUCGAUGGAGGGUAUAAAUCCUGUUCCAUUUUCUGUAAUCGCGCCCAAUUGUGACCUCAUAGUGGCUUAAGGAACAGCACUUACAUCUUAAUCUGAUAUGGUAUUAGUUGCAUAGUUUGGAGAUGACAUUGUUCCGACUCUGGUUCCAUUCAACAUUAUGAAAGAGAGAAAAGCAGCUUUAUGUUUCUACGUAUAAAAUAGCGAAGUGAAAAGUUCUCACAUGUCAGCUCAUUAUUUAUUAUCCUAUUAAUCAAAUCAUUUUCAGGUGCUACUACUUGUACUACUCGUUGCCUUCUUAUUUUAAUCUUUAUUUUCCUGUCUGUCAACUUAACAACCGGGUUUUGGAUCAUUGGGUUGAUUUGACAAAUUCCCUGAAAUUUCUUAUGAGGCUUAAUAUUUGACUCUGAUGUUGAAAGUAGUUGGUUUGUAUGUGUGUAGUUUCAUCACAAAUUGGAUGGAGUUGAAUUUUUCAUUCCAUAAUGUUGGAUGACUAGAUAUUCUGGAAUCUCCAAAAAUUUAAAUGAUAUUCUUAAGGAAGAUUGGAUCGUAUGACCCAUUCUAAACACUUUUCUGGACCUUAUGGAAAAGUGCAAUAUAUCUGAUGGCACAUUGAAAUACUGUGAUAUUUCUGUUCGCUUAGAUCGAUCCCCUCGCUCCUUGUUCUAUUGUCACUGGCUCAGCAACCCUUUUAAAAAAAUUGUGAAUGCGGUUAUUUCCAUGUUGUCUCCCUCUGGACAUCAAACCAAUGUUGGUAGUCGUCUCCAGCACAAAAUUGUGUUGAUAAUUACUCUUCUGUUGUGCAGAAAUGAAAUUGGCAUCUUCUUCGUGUAAUGUUAGAGUAUGUUUUAGAAUGGAAUCUCAUUCUACGAAAUGCUUGCGUACUGUCAACAUUUAUCUGUAGUGCAUUUUUUUCUAUAUGUGGAUUGAUAUUUCAUAUUCAACCCCAUCCAAUUUAUCAACACAAUUUACAUCAACGGGUAACCCAAUACUUCUUUGGCCCUCUAUCUGGAUAAAAACUCUUAUGAGAUGUUAUUUGAAUGCAGCUUUAGGAACAGUUCAUGCUGUUGUAACUAGAAAGCAGAUACAUAUCCUACCCACAUAGAUGGUCAAUUUAGUUUUGACUUUCAGCUGUGAUUGGUCCUUACUGGCGAGGGUUUGACAACCUGUGAUGUAACACAAUAUGGCAAGUUUCUGUAGGUGAAAAAGCUGGACUAGUUCUUCUGAGUUUGUGUGUACAGGUGAUGUGAUUGUGAUUAAGAAGAAGUUGAGUUGUGGAUGGACGAGCUAUAAAUAUGUGGCUUUGGGGCUAUAUUUCUGAAAGCAAGAUUUUCUGAGAGGGGAGAGAUUAAAACAAGGUUGUCUAACAUGAAAGCAAUAGCUCUCUUGCUCAGGGCUCUUAUACUGUGGUUGCUUGUGCUGUGAGUUUCCUGGGGCUUAGGUUCUGAUAGAAGGAAAUUUAUGCGUCUGGUUGUCAUCACGGAGAUGAGGGCUUUAUUAGUUCCCUUGGGUCAACUGUGGUCGUGGUUUCCAGGAAAUGGUACUAGAAAGCAACAGAUCUUGCAAAAUAUAUUCUAUAACAUUACGUGUGUGUAGGUUUGAUAUGAGAGAAAACAGAUGUCUUCUGGCUGUUUGGUUUAGUCGGCUUUACUAGGUGGAGGUUUCUCAUAAUCUUUCGGGUCCCACAAGAGGGAGAAGCUAGUAAAUAAUUUUAUUGUGGAGCGUUUCGCUUGUGGGACUACUCACCUGAUAUUGGUUGCCACUUCUUCAAGGAACGCUAUUCACACCGUUGUAGGCCAUGGGACGAGGGAGGAGACACCGUCGAACAUCUCUUCUUUGGUUCUCAGUAGCCCUUAAGCUAGGUAUAAUAUGGCAUUAAUAAACCCAGUCUGAUGAUAUUUGGCUAAGAUGAACUAACAGUAGAUAUGGAAAGCCGACUCCUAGCUUUGACGGGUUAUUUUGCUUUAACCCCCCCCCUCUGGGUCACUUGGGUGGGUUCAGGAAUAUGAACACGCAGAAUAUGAACAUAAUUGUCCAUUGUUGGGACUUUUGGAAGAGAAAACUCCAUGGUGGGUUAUGUGCCCUACCUCUCUCUCUCUCUCUCUCUCUCUAUCUCUCUCUCUUUGAUGCGCAGUGUAAUGGGUGAAAAUUGUCGAUAUACUCUCUUUCUCAAGGUCUUCUUCAUCUCUGUAACUCUCUUGCCGUGUCCUCUGUGUGUGCGUGAAGUGGCCAAGAAGACGGGCACCUACGACGACCCGGCUGUGGAGAUCCAAGAGAUGACGGCCGUGAUUAAGCAGGACAUCACCGCCCUGAACUCGGCCGUGGUGGACCUGCAGUUCCUCUGCAACACGCAGUACGAAAGUGGCGGCCUGACCGGGGACACCACGAGCCACUCCACCACCGUCGUUGACAGUCUCAAGAACCGCCUGAUGAGCACCACGAAGGAGUUCAAAGAAGUGUUGACCCUGCGGACCGAGGUAGAUCAACCCCUCGCCCGUCUCUGGGUAUUAUCCAUUCGCGCCGUCAUGACCUCCUCCUCUGUCUGCGGUCUUCUUCUGCAGAAAUUGAAGGUCCACGAGAACAGAAAGCAGCUCUUCUCCCGCAAGGACGCCACCAAUCCUUUCGCCCGUCAACGCCCGCUUGCCCCCCCUCCGUGGGCGAAUGGCCCCUCGUCCUCAUCCUCUGAGUCCUUUCUGAGGUAGCCCGUUAUAACUUUUAGAUAAUAACAGUCAGCUUUGAGAGAGAGAGAGAGAGAGAGAGAGAGAGAGGAUUAUCAUAUUCAGGAUUGGUUUUGAGGCCUUGGUCCUUCUUCGUGAACAGCCGGAGGCAUGUGAACGGCGAGACGUCGUCGUCGACACAGCCGCUGAUGCACCAGCAGCUGGUGCCGGUGCGAGACGAAUACAUGCAGAGCCGGGCCGAAGCCCUCCAAAGCGUCGAGUCAACCAUUCACGAGCUCAGCAGUAUCUUCACGCAGCUGGCCACCAUGGUCUCCCAGCAAGGAGAGCUCGCCAUUAGGUUCCCCCCCCCCUCUCUCUCUCUCUCUCUCCUCUUCUCUCUUUCUCUAUCUCUCUAUCUCUCUAUCUCUAUCUCUAUCUCUAAGUUGUGAGUGAACGAUGAUGUGGCAGGAUCGACGAGAACAUGGAGGACACGCUGGCAAACGUGGAGGGGGCCCAAGGGGCGCUGCUCAAGUACCUCAACGGCAUAUCCUCCAACCGGUGGCUGAUGAUCAAGAUCUUCUUCGUGCUGGUCGUCUUUCUCAUGAUCUUCCUCUUCUUCGUCGCGUAA